AUGGGAGGUGAGGAGGGUGAGGGUGAUAGUGAGGAUGAUGAAGCUAUAAUGGACUUUGAUGUUGUGAAGAAUUUCGCAAAGCCAGUAGUGAGGAAGAAGAAAAUAGAGAUGGAGUUUAGCAAGAUAGAGAUGGAUGUUGAUGAGGAUAGGACUAGUACUGUUAGGGAAACUAACAAAACUAGUGUCAGGAAGAAUAGCGCGAAUAAACCGCAGCGCCCGUUAAAGCCUGACCUGAAGAAUGAACUGGUUUCAGUGCUGGACAGCAAUGACAUGGAAAUCGAUGUUAUCCGGGAGCCUCCUGCUGAUGAUCUUGGAGAAGAGCGAGUGCCAGUUUCGCUUGAGAGUGAGAUUGAUGCGGAGAAUCGUGCUAGGUUGCAAGAGAUGUCAACCGAGGAGAUUGCACAGGCACAGGAUGAGAUAAUGGGGAGAUUGGACCCUGCAUUACUUCAAGUACUCAAAAGGAGGGGUGAGGAGAAACUGAAGAAGCAAAGGGCUUCCGGCUCAGAUAACAAGGACCAGAAAGCUUCCCCUAGUUCUCACACUGCCAUGCCUUGUGUGGCUGCUACAAAUAUCUCAAACCAUACAUGGACUGAUGGUUUGGUGCCGAUUUCAGGCCAAGCCAAGGGCAAGUUGUGGAAUGCUUGGAGUGAGAGAGUCGAGGCCGUUAGGGGAUUGAGGUUUUCCUCAGUUGGGACUGUUGUUGGACAUUCUUUGCAGCAGAUACCCCAAGUUAGUCUUGCAGAGCGUGACUACUUGCGUACUGAGGGAGAUCCUGGUGCUGCUGGUUAUACAAUUAAAGAAGCAGUAUCGCUCACUAGGAGUUUGCUUGCAGGACAACGGGACAUAGCACUGGUUCUUCUUUCGAAUGUGCUCAAUAAGGCAUUACAAAAUUUUCAUCAUAAUACCAGACAAGAUGCUAAUAAGGUUGACAGAUCUGUCGACUGGGAGGCUAUCUGGGCCUAUGCACUCGGCCCAGAACCUGAACUUGUUUUAGCUCUUAGGAUGUGCCUCAAUGAUCACCAUAAUUCCGUGGUUCUACAGUGUGCCAGAGUUAUUUACUACGUAUUAAGCUGUGAUGUGAAUGAGACCUUCUUUGAUGUCUCAGAGAAAUUAGCAACUCUUCAUAAGGAUGCUUUUACUGCCCCUGUAUUUCGUAGCAAACCGGAUAUUGAUGUUGGUUUCCUUCAUGGUGGGUUCUGGAAGUACAAUGCUAAGCCUUCUAAUGUUCUUUCUAUUGAUGAGGAUAUUAUGGAUGAUGAGACUGAAGGGAAGCGUACAAUUCAGGACGACAUUGUUGUUGCUGGACAAGAUUUUGCUGCAGGUUUGGUGCGGAUGGGAAUCCUCCCAGCGCUUUGCUAUCUUUUGGAGACAAACCCUACAGCAGCUUUGGAAGAAUAUAUACUUUCUAUACUUAUUGCUAUAGCAAGGCAUUCCCCAAAAUGUGCGAAUGCAAUUAUGAUUUGUGAAAGGCUUCUCCAAACAGUGGUCAGCAGAUUCAUUGCAAAAGACAAUAUAGAAAUUCAGCCUUCUAAAAUUAAAUCGGUUAGACUUUUAAAGGUGUUGGCACAAUCUGAUCGCAAGAGGUGUUUUGAUUUUAUAAAGAAAGGGAGCUUCCAAACUCUGACUUGGCAUUUGUAUCAACCUACAUCCUUCCUUGACAACUGGGUAAAAUCUGGAAAGGAAAAGUGUAGACUUUCAUCAGCUCUGAUGGUUGAACAACUGCGGUUUUGGAAGGUUUGCAUUCAGCAUGGAUAUUGUGUGUCAUACUUCUCAGAAAUAUUUCCUUGCUUGUGCCUGUGGCUGAAUCCACCUAUGCUUGAAAAACUUAUAGAGAAUGGUGUUCUUAGUGAAUUUGCUUCUAUUUCUAAAGAGGCUUACCUUGUAUUGGAGGCUUUGGCUAGAAGACUUCCAAAUUUGUUCACACAGAAGCAUCACAGGAAUCAAAUGUCAGAGGAUUCUGGUGAUGAUACUGAUUUCUGGUCUUGGAGCCAUGUUGGUCCAAUGGUUGAUAUAGCUCUGAAGUGGAUAGUAUGGAAGAAUGAUCCCAGUGUAUGGGCUUUGUUUGACAGGGAAGAAGGGAAGUCUGGUCAUCUUGUUUCCCAAGAUCUAUCGGUGACUUCCUUGUUGUGGGUCUUUUCAGCUGUCAUGCAUAUGCUCUCCAGAGUACUUGAAAGAGUCAUCCCAGAUGACACUGUCCACUUGCAUGAAAGUUGUAGUCUUGUGCCAUGGCUUCCAGAGUUUGUUCCUAAAGUUGGCCUUGAAAUUAUUAAAAAUGGAUUCGUUGGAACAGAUUCUAAUGCAGGUUGCUCCUUCAUUGAGAAACUGUGUGAUUUGAGACAGCAAGGUGGUUAUGAAACAUCAUUGGCUACUGUAUGUUGCUUACAUGGGUUACUGGGGAUUAUCAUAAACAUUGAUAAGUUGAUAACUUUAGCCCGGGCAGGUGCAAAAACGCUUCCCCAAAAUAAUAUGUCAUCAAGAGAAGAGAAAUUACUCAAGGACGGUAUACUUAAGGGGUCGUUGGUUGAAUUGAAAAGUGCAAAAAACAUUUUUAUGAAAUUAGUUGCUUCAGAGUGGCACCUUGUGCAAUCCAUAGAAAUAUUUGGUAGGGGAGGUCCUGCUCCUGGGGUGGGAGUUGGCUGGGGUGCCUCUGGUGGAGGAUAUUGGUCUGGUACUGUUUUGUUAGCCCAGGCAGAUGCGAGGUUUCUAACUGACCUGAUUGAAACUUUGAAAAUUGUCCCUGAUUUUGAUAUUCUCACAGAAGAGGGAAUGAUGGUCAUUAUACUGGCAAUCAAUUCAUCUCUAGGAAUCUGUGUAACUGCUGGCCCAACAGAUGGUACUUUUGUGAAAAAGGUAAUAAAAAGUUUGCUUGAUGUCUCUGUUUUGAAGUAUCUGGAUAUCUGUAUUCGUCGUUUUCUCUUGAGUAGGGGAGCUAAGGUGUUCAAUUGGGAUUGUACAGAAGAGGAUUACAUGCUCUUGAGUAACAUAUUAGCUUCUCAUUUCAGUAACAGAUGGUUAUCUAUAAAGAAAAAGCUCAAAGAUAGUUACAGCAAGAAUAUAUCUGACAGUAAACCACUUGAGAAGGGUAAGAGUUCCCUCGACACCAUAUAUGAGGACAUUGACACAUCAGGUAUUACCAGUCAAGAUUUGGUAGCAGAGUGGGCACACCAGAGACUACCGCUACCCAUUUGCUGGUUUCUCAGUCCAGUCUCAACCCUUUGUGAUAGCAAGACUGCAGGUCUUAAAAAAUCUUCCAAGUUACAAGAUCUCAUGCAGGACCCCGGUGAUUUUCUUGUAGUUGCUAGAGCUGGACUUUUCUUCCUUUUGGGUAUUGAAGCACUGUCCAGUUUCCUACCUGCUGGUAUACUCUCCCCCGUCAAGAGUGUACCGUUAGUAUGGAAAUUGCAUUCACUGUCUGUACUCUUACUUGUUGGGAUGGGCGUGCUUGAGGAGGAGAAGAGCCGGGUUAGUUAUGAAGCUUUGCAAAAUCUGUAUGGGAAUCUUCUUCAUCAAGCAAGGUCACAUGCCUUAUCUUCAGAAUCUGUAAAUGAACAUAACUUGGAAAUUUUGGCAUUUGAAUCAGAGAUUCAUGGGACAUACUCAACAUUUAUUGAGACUCUUGUGGAACAGUUUUCUGCUGUAUCCUAUGGUGAUCUGAUUUAUGGCCGCCAAGUUGCAGUUUAUCUUCACCGCUGUGUUGAAUCUCCUGUGCGACUUGCUGCCUGGAAUACACUAACUAAUUCUCGUGUUCUUGAGCUUCUGCCGCCAUUAGAGAAUUGCUUUACUGAUGCAGAGGGGUACCUCGAACCUGUUGAGGAUAAUUCUGAUAUUUUGUUGGCUUACGUGAAAUCUUGGAAUUCUGGUGCCCUGGAUAGGGCUGCAACUCGAGGAUCACUUGCGUAUACACUUGUUCUCCAUCACCUUUCAGCUUUCAUAUUUGAGUCGUACACGGGUGAUAAACUAUUGCUUCGGAAUAAGCUCUCAAGGUCUCUUUUGCAAGAUUUCUCCUCAAAGCAACAACAUGAGGUUAUGAUGUUGAAUCUUAUUCAAUAUAACAAACCAUCUGCAUCACAAACAAUCAAGCGAGAGGAUGAAGCAGCUGCAGGGACUGCCAUUGCGGAGAGGCUCAAGUUAUUAAGCGAAGCUUGUGAAGGAAGUUCUUCACUUUUAACCGCUGUCGAGAGGCUAAAGUCUUCCUUAAAGAUCAGUCAGUUUUGAGCAUGUGCCUGGACGUAUAUGGAGAGUGACUGAGAGACUUGGUUGGUGUCGUUUUGCAUAGAUGAACAAUAUUUCUAACUUGUGAACUGACUUCUGUAACUUCUGUACAUAAUGAAAGUUCCGC
Messenger RNA from Fragaria vesca subsp. vesca, 4339 nucleotides. RefSeq lists its product as uncharacterized. The transcript is spliced from 9 exons. Lineage: Eukaryota; Viridiplantae; Streptophyta; Magnoliopsida; Rosales; Rosaceae. Bases 1 to 4215 code for a protein of 1404 amino acids. The record is from RefSeq and is a predicted model, not a curated record.